Myripristis murdjan (pinecone soldierfish) is the source of this 1694-nucleotide messenger RNA. RefSeq names its product endothelin converting enzyme 2a (gene ece2a). Lineage: Eukaryota; Metazoa; Chordata; Actinopteri; Holocentriformes; Holocentridae. The transcript has 4 exons. The coding region runs from base 300 to 1031 and encodes 243 amino acids. The record is from RefSeq and is a predicted model, not a curated record.
CGUACAGCCGGGCGGGGGCGAAUAACGUGUUCAUGCACUAUGAAAAGUUUUCCGCAUUGUCUGUCGAUUCUUAUAGAAAAACAUGCAUAUAGCCUAACAAAAUCGACUGACUUGUAGCGCUUUACUCCAAAAGUUAUCGCACUGUGCUGCUGCGGCUUCAUGCUGGGAAAUAAGCGGACUUAACGGGGACAUUACCGACAAUGCUGGGUGAAUGACUACAACACGUGGAUUUGCCCAAAGCUAUUUACUUUUUCAUUGGCUCAGUGUCUUAGGAGGACGCUUAAUUUCUGAACGAGAAUAUGGAGCACAUGCCAGAUGACAAUUCCAGAUACAAAGAUGUUGACUACUGGGAGGAGAGAUACAAGACAGAGCAGUGCUUUGACUGGCUGGGCGACUUCUCCAAAUUCCAGCACCUUUUGGAGGGACACAUGAAGAAAGAUGACUCCAUUCUUGUGCUUGGAUGUGGAAACAGCACUAUGAGCGGUGAAAUGUACAGUGCGGGCUACCGCUGCAUCACCAACAUAGACUACUCCUCGGUGUGCAUCACUAACAUGAGCGCCAGGCACAAAGACUGCCCGGGCAUGAGCUGGCACCAAAUGGACAUGCGCCAGCUCUCCUUCCCGGACGCAUCCUUUGAUGUCGUUCUGGAGAAGGCCACGCUGGACGCCCUGCUGGUGGACGAGAAAGAUCCUUGGAAGGUGUCCGCUCAGGCCUCCUGCCUUAUGCACCAAGUGCUGACAGAGGUCAGUCGUGUCUUGAAGCCUGGAGGGCGUUUCCUCUCCGUUACCUUUGCUCAGCCCCACUUCAGGAAGCGCCUCUAUGCUCGCAGCGAGUACAGCUGGUCCAUCAAACACCACACCUACGGAGACAGCUUCCACUACUUUGUGUAUGUAAUGACCAAAGGGGAGGAGCUUAGCCCUGAGGACGCGGCACUGCAGAGAAGGCUGCUGGAGGAGGCCAAAGACCCUCCGACUACAAUCACAAAAAUACAGGAGAAUAAGGAGGACUACCUGUUGAAUAUUGACUUAUGACACCGGUUUUCAACCUGGGGUCCAGGAGUUCCAGGAGUUCCCCAGAAAAAUGGGGAAUAUUUUAAUUUUACUGUCUCGUUGACUAGAAGUUAACCCAAAAUGAGAGAAUGUAGGUUUCAUACUUUUCACUGUUCAUCUGCCAAUCUAUAGUACAGACAGUUAUUUUUUUCCUCUUCAACUUUGUCAUGUUGAGUCUGUGGGGAAGUGCUCAAAAUAUGAUUUAGCAAAACUUCUUUUGCUACAACUAAUUUUUGCUCUACGCUCAUUAUUUUAUUCUGUAAUAAUUCUAGCUAUAACAUAUCUUUAGCUGCGAUCUGAUAAUAGAUGUUUAUGUUUACAUCUGGAGGAAGUGAUUCCCGUGGGAAAAAUACAUUGAUUUUUACGUUACACCACCGGUGUGCCUGAAUUGUGAAAUAUUUUAGCCUUGGCCUUAAACACCGUGAGCAACCAUGGUCAUUCUAAUGAAAUAUUUUUGUAUCAAUGUUUUUUAAAAUAUUUGUGGGAUAUUACAGAAUGUCAAAAUAAUUCCGAUUGCCAAUAAAAUGUUUUUUAGCCACAACCAGUACAGCUAAUCAUAGUUGCUUUUGCCUUUGGUUUCAUCAUCAUUCUUUUUAUAUUCUGCCAGUCACUACUCUAGGUUAUGUGAUAGAAACCUUAAUUAGU